AUGAGUCCAUAUUUAUCUAUGAAAUGGGACAAGUCACUUGUAGAAAAGGCAGAUCUCGAUGUCACAAAACCAUCAGAGCUAAAGUUUUCUCCAAGCUCUUUUUCGUGGUCGACUGUGUCUGUUGCAAAGGUCGGGGACAGACGUGGACUGAAGGGUGACGAAUGGUUUGCUGGUGCUGCACAAUCUCUAGGUGCAGGAGCCAUUCUAGUGAACCCGUGGAACAUCACUGAAGUUGCUAAUGCUAUUGGCCAAGCUUUGGAUAUGGAACCUGAGAAAAGAGAGAAGCGACAUAAUCACAACUGUUUGCAUGUGACUACAAACACUGCACAAGAAUGGGCGGAGACUUUUGUGAGGUGUUUUUCAAGAAACUCCAUUGAAGAUAGCUGGAGGUUUCUGUGCAAGCUCCUGGUUCAAGCCGUAGUUGCUGAAGGAGUUCAGCUGGGUCUUGAAGGUGUAGAUCUGAAGGUUUUCAGAUUUGAGAAAGUAAUGGAGAUGUUCAGAGAAGGAGGUUCUACAUCUCGACCCCCAAUGCUUGAAGGGGCAAAUUAUCCUUACUGGAAGACCAAAAUGCGUGCAUUCUUGAAAGCUGUAGAUGAACGAGUGUGGAUGGUUGUUGAAGAUGGAUGGAAGUGUCCAACGAUUGUUGAAAAUGAGGUUGCUAAGCCUAAACAAAUGAGUCUGUGGACUGCAGAAGAGAUAGAAAGGGCCAAUUUUAAUUCAAAGGCUAUGCAUGCUCUCUUCAAUGCUGUUUCUCCAAAUCAGCUGAAAGUCAUAGCAAAUUGCGAAAUUGCCAAAGAAGCUUGGGAGAAACUGAGAAUAAAGAAUGAAGGAACUGAUGCUGUAAAGAAAUCCAGACUAAGGGCUUUGGCAAAAUCAUUUGAAAAUCUGUCUAUGGAAGAAGAAGAAACUGUAGCGGAGUUCCAUGCCAAAUUGUGUGAUAUCUCAAAUGAAUCAUAUGCACUUGGAAAGACUUAUUCGAAUGCAAAACUGGUUCGCAAGGUUCUUGGUGUUUUGCCUCGGAAGUUCAUGUCAAAGGUUACAUCUAUUGAAGAAAUGAGAAAUGUCGAGGAACUUGAUCUUGAUGAGUUAAUUGGGUCCUUGCAGAACUAUGAACUGAGUCUCACACGAUGGAAGAAAGGCAAAAAGCAGAAAGAUUCUGAAAAAGAAAAAGUUGAUAAUAGUCUUGCAUUUGUGCAUAAAGAGGAAAAGAAGUUGAUCUCAGGUGCAUCUGAGGGGUUCACUGAUGAAACCUUAGCACUGCUGACCCAGAACUAUGCUAAGUUCUUGAAGAAGAAUUACAAGAAAAACUUUCCAGGAGGAAAAGAGAAUGGUCUCCGAAGAAACUUUGGUGGAAACAAUAAGCAAACUCAGCAAUUUGGCGACAAGAAAAACAGGGGAAUACGGUGUCGUGAAUGUGACGGAUUUGGACAUAUUCAAGCUGAGUGUGCCAACACUCUUAAGAAAAAGAAAGCCUUAGCAGCUACAUGGAGUGAUAGUGAUGAAGAGAAGAGCUCCACCUCAAGUGACAAGUCUGAUGAAGAGAAACAAGUGGUGGCUUUUGUGGCAAAGAGUCAUCAAUCAAUGUGUUCAGAGGAAGACGAAAACUCAAGCUCAACAGAUGAGGACAGCGAUGGGAGACAGCAUGCAUAUGAGGAAAUGUUCGCUCAAUGGGAGUAUAUGGCUAAACAAAUCAAAGGUCUCACUAGUGCAAAACAACAACUUGAAUCUGAGAAGGAGGAGUUGGAGGACACUGUUAAGAAGCUCACAAAACAGCUUGAUGGGAAGGACAGUGAGAUCUACAAACUGACUGCAGAAUUAAUAAGGGCUAAACAAUCUCUUGAGUUUAUCCCUCCAGGAACUGCUGCAAUUAACCACACCCUGCAGUUACAAAAACCUUAUGGAGAUCGCACAUCCAUUGGUUACAAAAUGCUUUACAAGAAAGGGGAGAAUUUAGGAAUUAAAGAUCCCUCUUCGUCCAAGAACAAGGAAGACAAGACUCCUGAUGACUCUGUGCACAAUACUCUCUGUCCUGGUUUCCCAGAUUCCACUAAUCGGAUCAGUGUCUCAUCUGGACCCACCAAGUUGAAUUUCGAAGGAAGGAAGCCUAUCCUGAAUGGUCAGAUUCAACAAGAAAGGUUUGUUCCUGUUUGUCAUUUUUGUAACAAAAGAGGACAUAUUAGACCCAGAUGCUACAAGUUGCAAGCAUAUUUGCAAGCUAUGAUCGAUCGUCCGAAUAGCUUUCCGCAAUUGAAUCGAUUUCUAGGAAGGUUGUCAUCUAGUGAGUGGAGACCCAAGUCUGAUCUUAACAAGAGUGUUUCAUUAGUUGCCCACACCUCUCUUUCAGCGUUUCAAGAGGACCAAUGGUACUUCGACAGUGGAUGUUCUCGCCAUAUGACCGGCAAUAGAAAUGUGUUGGUAAACUAUAAAAAAGGAAAGGAGGGAGCUGUGACUUUUGGUGAUGGGAACAAGGGUCGGAUUUUUGGAAAAGGUGAUCUGGUGCUAAACGGAGUCGCUCCAUUGACUGAGGUGUUGUAUGUCAAAGGGCUGAAGGCAAAUCUUAUCAGCAUCAGCCAACUCUGUGACAUGGACUUCACUGUAAGUUUCUCUAAAACUCACUGUUUUGUUGUCACUAAUGGGUGCUCAGUUUUGACAGGCAAUAGAACCAAUGACAACUGCUAUGCACUCAGCAAUCAAGUCGUAUGCAACAGAUCUUUCCUUGAUAAGCCAGACCUGUGGCACUAUAGACUGGGGCAUUUGAAUUUUAGAGACUUGAAACGUAUUGUGAAAUUACAAGCUGUUCGCGGGAUCCCAUAG
Humulus lupulus (European hop) is the source of this 2814-nucleotide messenger RNA. RefSeq lists its product as uncharacterized. Bases 1 to 2814 code for a protein of 937 amino acids. The transcript is spliced from 5 exons. Gene Ontology annotation, biological process: trehalose biosynthetic process. Lineage: Eukaryota; Viridiplantae; Streptophyta; Magnoliopsida; Rosales; Cannabaceae. The record is from RefSeq and is a predicted model, not a curated record. Gene Ontology annotation, molecular function: nucleic acid binding; zinc ion binding; catalytic activity.